AUGUCACUUACUACUCCGCUGCCGACUGUGUCAGAGACGCCUACGCCAACACCCACGCCGACGCCUGUUACACCCGUGCUCGGCGGGUUUGCCCCUCUGCAUGGUCACGACGAGGACGAUGUGUCGUGGGCCACGGGCUUUAACACGCGCCAACGCUCCAUUGCAAAACUUGCUUCGAUUAACACGCGCGCAAAUGCUGACAAUCUGCUUCCGCUCCUUAGUCCCGUUGCGCAGAGCGUCCAGGCGUCGCCCGAACGGGCUUACUUCCCCGCGGGGCCCAAGUCCCUCGAGGGCAUUGCGAUUCGCUCCUUUUGCCUCGGGAUAGCGCUCGCCUUGUCCACAGUCGCUAUGAUUUCGAUCUUGGUCUUUACAUCCUCGCCGCUGUGGCGCGUGCCUUUCUUUAUCGGCGCGCUGGCGACGUUCCAUUUCCUCGAGUUCUGGACCACCGCCAGGUACAAUACUCCGGUUGCGAAUAUCGGCUCGUUCUUGUUAACGGCGAAUUGGCCGGCUUAUGCUAUUGCGCAUACGGCGGCGUCGCUUGAAUGUCUCUUUACUAAGCUACUGUUCCCGAAUCGAAAUUGGGCACCGCUCUAUAGUGGACAUAUCAUCUUGCUGUUAGGAUUCAUACUGGUGUUUGUGGGACAGUUCGCCCGCAGCGCGGCGAUGGGCCAGGCGGGCCAGUCGUUUAAUCAUACUAUUCAACAGCGCAAGAAGGACUCUCAUACCCUUGUUACCUCGGGUAUUUACUCAUUUUUACGCCAUCCGGCGUACUUUGGGUUUUUCUACUGGAGCAUAGGGACGCAAAUGGUUCUGGGAAACCCUAUUUGCUUUAUAGGCUACACGGUUGUUCUAUGGAAGUUCUUUUCUAGUAGAGUAAAGCAUGAAGAGGCACUGCUCGUUCGUUUCUUUGGAGAGGAAUAUAUAAAUUAUAAGAGCAGAGUUGGAACCAUGAUACCAUUUGUCGGGACCUGA
This is a messenger RNA of Daldinia childiae, 972 nucleotides long. RefSeq names its product Protein-S-isoprenylcysteine O-methyltransferase. The transcript has a single exon. The coding region runs from base 1 to 972 and encodes 323 amino acids. Gene Ontology annotation, molecular function: protein C-terminal S-isoprenylcysteine carboxyl O-methyltransferase activity. The record is from RefSeq and is a predicted model, not a curated record. Gene Ontology annotation, biological process: C-terminal protein methylation. Gene Ontology annotation, cellular component: endoplasmic reticulum; membrane. NCBI's taxonomy places the organism in Eukaryota, Fungi, Ascomycota, Sordariomycetes, Xylariales, Hypoxylaceae.